AUGACGCUCGACUUGCUGCAUUCGAAUUUCUUCACGCAGCGGCACCGACUGAUUUGACUGCGCUACCCGAGCGUCCCCGAGCGAAGCGGAGCAAGGCGGGAACAUUGGAGCGAGAAGCCAGGCACUCAUUUUGUACAGAGGUCGCAGCCUCGCUCGUCGAAUCGAGCCGCGUUCGUCGGGGUCAUGCGGGCGAUCAUCGAUUUGCCAACCAGUCAUCGCUUUCCCCCGUCUCCUGCUGCGCCUUCGUAUUCUGGUGGGGCCGUGCGUUUACCGCGAGCGCGAGCGCGAUGAGACCUUCGGGCCUGCGCGAUGUCUUCGAAUCCGAUGGGGUUUUAGGUGUGCCAAGAAUUUGAAUGCCGGAGUUGCUCGUUUUCUUGGAACCCCGGAGUUUCGAUCGCCGAAUCGCACUUGUUCUCGUCGGAAUGUACUCGCCUGGUGGAUUUUGAUGCCUCCUUGCUCGUGAGUUGGAGUCGAGGAACGCAGAUGCGGGCCAGUGUUGGGGCGAUUUUCUUUGUAAUUGUUGGGGUGAACGAGCCGUGAAAUAUCUGACGCGGAGUCGCGAUGCCGCGCGAGAUCAUAACGCUCCAGGUGGGGCAAUGCGGGAACCAGAUUGGAAUGGAAUUUUGGAAGCAGUUGUGCCUGGAGCAUGGCAUUAGUAAAGCUGGCAUUCUCGAGGACUUCGCAACUCAGGGAGGUGAUCGGAAGGAUGUGUUUUUCUAUCAAGCUGACGACGAACAUUACAUUCCACGAGCACUGCUUUUGGAUUUGGAGCCCAGAGUUAUUAACAGCAUUCAGAAUAGUGAAUACCGCAACUUAUAUAAUCACGAAAAUGUGUUCGUGGCCGAUCACGGAGGUGGUGCGGGAAACAAUUGGGCUAGCGGCUAUCAUCAGGGUGAACAAGUCGAAGAGGAUAUAAUGGACAUGAUUGAUCGAGAAGCGGAUGGAAGUGACAGCUUGGAAGGAUUUGUUCUUUGCCAUUCCAUCGCCGGGGGAACUGGUUCAGGCAUGGGUUCGUACCUAUUGGAAGCUCUAAAUGACCGGUACAGCAAGAAACUGGUUCAGACAUACAGUGUCUUUCCCAACCAAAUGGAAACUAGUGAUGUCGUGGUGCAGCCAUAUAACAGCCUUUUGACUCUUAAGCGAUUGACUCUCAAUGCCGACUGCGUCGUUGUUCUAGAUAACACCGCUCUGAACAGGAUUGCUGUGGAUCGCCUGCACAUACCUAACCCAACUUUUGCUCAGACAAAUUCACUGGUGUCCACAGUUAUGUCUGCCAGUACAACUACCCUUCGGUAUCCAGGAUACAUGAACAAUGACCUCGUGGGGCUCGUUGCAUCCUUGAUUCCAACACCCAGAUGUCAUUUUCUCAUGACAGGAUACACACCUCUAACUGUCGAACGGCAGGCAAACGCAAUUCGUAAAACUACUGUUCUUGAUGUCAUGAGGAGGCUUCUACAAGCCAAGAACAUCAUGGUUUCCUCGUAUGCUCGUACCAAGGACGCCAGUCAAGCGAAAUAUAUAUCAAUACUGAAUAUUAUCCAGGGAGAAGUGGACCCAACCCAGGUACAUAAAAGUCUUCAAAGAAUCCGAGAAAGAAAACUUGCAAAUUUUAUUGAGUGGGGACCAGCCAGUAUCCAGGUAGCUUUGUCAAGAAAAUCCCCUUACGUGCAAACAGCCCAUAGAGUCAGUGGUCUCAUGUUGGCCAGCCAUACAAGUAUCCGGCAUCUCUUUAGCAAAUGCAUCAGUCAGUAUGAGAAGCUCCGAAAGAAGCAGGCGUUUUUGGACAAUUAUCGCAAGUUCCCAAUGUUUGCUGACAACGACUUGUCAGAGUUUGACGAAUCAAGAGAGAUUGUGCAAAAUCUUGUUGAUGAGUACAAAGCUUGCGAGUCCGCAGAUUAUAUAAAGUGGGGCAUGGAGGAUCGCUCCAAGGCCAUGACUGGAGAAGGAAAUGCUACUGGCUCCUUGGAUUCAAGAGCGCCCCUUCUGUAGAUUUUCCGGAAGCUGCGCAAUCACCGGCUCAAUAGGAAGCUGCAGGUGCUUGUACAUAAUAGAGACGAGGCUACCAUGACACCGCCACACAGUGCUGAUGGCAUGAGCUCCAAGUAUCUGUUAUUUUGGAAGCUCUUUCUCAAAGCAUCUCAUUUAUUCAGUAUUUCUAUCGUGUAUGAGUGAAAUUUCUUUCACGUUGAGGCCCAAGUGCUCACCUGCCAUCAUUUUACUCGAUAUGACUGUGUGCUUGCAGCUGGUUGUGUGAACUGGGUCUCUGUGAAUGUGCGCUGUUGACAAUGAAUUUGCAGUUUGGUGCAAGGCUAAAGUUUACGCGUUGUCUUUAGGCUUCUUUGCGCGGAAUUUUUGAAGCUUUAUAUUCAUGCUUAAUUGUGUAUCGUUGAUUGGUUCAUUCUUUACUUAUCCAAGUGGUCUCCCCUCUUAUUAG
Marchantia polymorpha subsp. ruderalis is the source of this 2434-nucleotide messenger RNA. Lineage: Eukaryota; Viridiplantae; Streptophyta; Marchantiopsida; Marchantiales; Marchantiaceae. The record is from the annotation of a GenBank genome assembly.